AUUUUAAGCGUAGCCAGCUGGCCGCCCACCCUGUGUGACCUCUGGAAAGGCUUGUUAGGAGCACUAUGGGGAACACAAGCAGUGAGAGGGCCGGCAUGGGCCAGGAAAAGGCCCACAGGAGGGAUAGUCGAGGAACCAAGGAAGGAGACCGUCCUAAAAUCCUGAUGGACAGCCCAGAGGAUGCUGAUAUUUUUCACGGGGAGGACAUCAAAGCGCCGUUAGAAAAAGAGGAGUUCAUUGAGUGGAGACCAGACCUGGAGACCAGUGAAAAGGUUCCCGCUUUAGAUCGACCAACUGUAUUUCGGUGGACAGGAGCCGGAAAGGAAAUCUAUAUUUCUGGCUCUUUUAAUAAUUGGACCAAUAAGAUUCCCUUGAUAAGGAG
Sinocyclocheilus rhinocerous is the source of this 382-nucleotide messenger RNA. RefSeq names its product 5'-AMP-activated protein kinase subunit beta-1-like. The annotation marks the transcript as partial. The transcript has 2 exons. Gene Ontology annotation, cellular component: cytoplasm; nucleotide-activated protein kinase complex; nucleus. The record is from RefSeq and is a predicted model, not a curated record. Gene Ontology annotation, molecular function: protein kinase binding. Gene Ontology annotation, biological process: signal transduction. NCBI's taxonomy places the organism in Eukaryota, Metazoa, Chordata, Actinopteri, Cypriniformes, Cyprinidae.